Meloidogyne enterolobii is the source of this 773-nucleotide messenger RNA. The record is from the annotation of a GenBank genome assembly. Lineage: Eukaryota; Metazoa; Nematoda; Chromadorea; Rhabditida; Meloidogynidae.
GACUCGAAAAUGUCUCGAUGCCCGACUCGAUAAAGUCAGGCCCGAAAGUGACUCGUUCCGGCCCGACUCGAUAAAGUUAGGCCCGAAAAAGACUCGUAUCGGCCCGACUCGAUAAAGUAAGGCCCGAAAAAGACUCGUACCGGCCCGACUCGAUAAAAACAAGCCCGAAAAAAAAUGCCUCGACCGUCGGCCCGACUCGAAAACGGCAACCCUAAUUAUUUAUUUAAAUCUACGCAUAUUCUAUAAAAUAUUAAAAUUAAAAAAGCAACUUUUUCUGAAAAAUUUUUUUAAUUUAAAGAGGAAAAAGAGAGAAUAUUUUAUAAGAGAAUAUUUUUAUUCUCUUCAAAUUUUUAAUUUUUUUUCUUUUUUUUUUCUUCCGCAACUCAAAAAUCAAACAAAAAAAUUAAAAAAAGAGGGGGGUUUCUCUUUGAUGAAUUAGAUUUUUGGCAUUUUAUAUUUUAUUUUCUGUGUUUUUUCUGUAUUUUCUGUUUGUUUUUGUGUAUGUUUGUGUUUUUAUUUCGUGUGACCAUUUGAUGGGAGAGUGGGGAGAUAGGGGGAAAAUGGAGGGGGAGGAAGAAAGGAAGGGGGAGGGAGGGGGGGAAGGGAGAAGAGGAGGGAGGAAGAAAGGAAGGGGGGAGGAGGAAGGGAGAGGAGGGAUAAGGGGAGAAUGGAGGGGGAAGAGGGGGAGGAGAAGGGAUGAAGGGAGAGAAGGGAGGAGGGGAAGGAAGAGGAGAAACGAGAGGGGUGGAUUUAAAAAUUGCCGGUCUCUUUAG